AUGGAGUCCAUGGUCUCACCUCAGUUCAGUGCGGUUGAGCGAAAGUUAAUCAGAGCUGUUAUGGAAGAAAAUGUUGAAGAACUUGAGCAGAUAUGUGUUUCCCUUCCUACGGACUUUAAUAUUAAUGAUGUUUUUGAGAAAUCUUAUACACUUUAUGGAAGCUUAGAAGAGACACCUUUACUUUAUCUGGCUUGUUGUGCUAAAAACUCUGACAUUUUGAAAAUUUUGGUAAAAUAUGGCGGGGACUUGUACAUCAACAAACUGGACGGGACGAAUAUAUUUCAUUACGCUUGUGGAAACAAAAAUCUAGAUGUUAUGAAGUUUAUUCUAGAGGAAUGCAGUGAUGUCGAUUUCCUUCAUACUUUUUCGAACAAUGGAAAUGAUAUGCUCUCUUUUGUGGCAGAUUCAUUUGAAGAAAAUCAAAAGGAAGCGCAAGUUUUAAUCGAAUGUCUCGCAUCAAAAGGAAAAUUCAAUAUCAAUCGAAUUCAAGGGGAUGGGUUUACUGUAUUACUGAAAGCUGUUUCCCUAAAUAGGUGCGAGUUAGCAGACAUUCUUUGUCAACUUGGAGGAGAUGUGAACUUUGGAUAUCUAAACUCUCUCAAAGCAAUUCAGUGGGUAAGCAUGCAAUGUGGAUAUCAUAAUAUGAUACAAAUACUUAUAAACCACGGAGCAAAUAAAAACGAAAUCUGGCGUGGGCAACGCCCAAUUCACCUUGCUCUUUCACGUGGUUUAACAGAAAAUGCAACUGUUUUGAUGCGUGCAGGUGUGGACAUUUCCGGUUCGAUUAAAUUACAUUAUCCAAAAAAAAUGUGGAUUUCUACAUUUUGUCUCGCUGCUUGGCGAUGCCCUACACUAAUUCCCGAGUUUCUAGCUUUGGGAGCUAGUCCAAACGAAAUGGACCGCAGCACUGGAUAUUCUGUGAUUGAAUUUGCCUUAGAAGGUAAUGCCAGUCGAGAUGUGAUAAAGUCGCUCCUUCAGGCUGGUGCUGAUAUUAACAGAGGAUGUCCCGGAAAGACAGCUAUUGAAUUUUGUAAAAGCAUAGAUCAAUUACUUGCAUUUAUUGACUGGGGGGUGUCAGUGAAAACGAUCGAAAGUCAGAUAGGAACUUCGCUUCUCAGCAUGGCAAUCUCAAACUCUUCUGAAGACACUGCGGAAGAACAUGUGAAAUACCUUCUAUCUAAAGGUGCAAAUUUAAAGGAUCCUGCAAAUGGAAAAGAUUCCAUUUUGAUAUCCUCUCUGAAAAGAAGAUUUUACCGCAUUGCAGACUUUCUUAUAGGACAAGGUGUUAAUCUGAACCACAGGGACGGAGAAUGGAGCACAGCACUACAUGUUAUCUGCAAACAAGUCGAUGGCUGCUCCCCAAGAAGAAUUACCUUUGGCAAGACAGCAUUAUUUUUCUGUCAGAAUUUUGAAUGUAGAAGAACAAUGCCAGCUGCUCAGUUCCAUUCUACGCAGUCAUCAUCCAGUGCACCUUGUAACGGUUCAG
Messenger RNA from Saccostrea cuccullata (small rock oyster), 1486 nucleotides. RefSeq names its product putative ankyrin repeat protein RF_0381. The annotation marks the transcript as partial. The transcript has 3 exons. The record is from RefSeq and is a predicted model, not a curated record. NCBI's taxonomy places the organism in Eukaryota, Metazoa, Mollusca, Bivalvia, Ostreida, Ostreidae. Gene Ontology annotation, molecular function: protein binding.